Trypanosoma theileri is the source of this 2403-nucleotide messenger RNA. Its product is annotated as NET1-associated nuclear protein 1 (U3 small nucleolar RNA-associated protein 17). NCBI's taxonomy places the organism in Eukaryota, Euglenozoa, Kinetoplastea, Trypanosomatida, Trypanosomatidae. Gene Ontology annotation, molecular function: protein binding; RNA binding. The record is from RefSeq and is a predicted model, not a curated record. Gene Ontology annotation, biological process: positive regulation of rRNA processing; positive regulation of transcription by RNA polymerase I. The transcript has a single exon. Bases 1 to 2403 code for a protein of 800 amino acids. Gene Ontology annotation, cellular component: nucleolus.
AUGUCGCACCUUUUUGCCAUUUGCAAAGAUGCAGUGUGUGUUGCAGAGGACACAUGUGUUGCGUUUUAUGCCCCAAAGAACCUCAAGAAAUUUCGUGUGGAAAGAUUAAGUGGUAGACGUAUUGCCGGUUUAUAUAUUGUAAAAUCAGGAAAGGGUGAAAUGCACCUUCAUGUGAUUGAUGCAGAGGCAAAUUGGUUUCUUAUUUCUCUCAGUCAUGUGGAAUUAUUAUCUUCUUCUUCUAUAAAAAUGGUGAAUGAGUCUACAGUAACAUCGGGUCAUAAACCAAUUGUCUCUGCUCGUCGAGCUUUAACAGUUCAUAAACAAUUAAUAAAUGAACAUGGUGUUCUUGAGGCACACUUUCACGAGGCGAAUGGGGAAUUACAUUGUGUGCUUCUCACCAUUGCUGGUGUGUAUGAAGCCUCUUUACGUGAUACGGCUGUUAUCUCUGCAGAAUCUAUUAUGACUUUUCGCAGUCCUUUACGUGAUUGUACGAUGGUAACAGGAAAAUUAACAGGUCUUGUACUUGUCGGACAACGUGGGGAAAAGUGGGCCCAGUACUCUUUAUAUGGUGAGAGAGAAAAACAAAACUGUAGACAACUCCUUUUGCCUAUUCAAAUGCAAAGUAUGGCAUGUAAUCCAGUUACAAACAGUGUGGCUAUUGGUGGAAUACGUGGGGAAUUGAUAGUUUAUCCUUCCGUUACAGAUGAUCAUCAUUUCUCAGAUCAUUGGCAUCAUACACCAUUAACAGCAUUAAGUUUCUCUGUGGAUGGUAAUUCUCUUUAUUCUGCUGCUCGAGAAUCUAUUAUGCUAGUUUGGAAUUUAUCUUCCUACACUUUCAGAAAGAUAGGAUGCAGUUUAGGACUUGUUCGUUGUAUUGUGCCUUCUUGCUCUAAUGGAUCACAAUUAUUAAUGGCAUGUGCAGAGUCAACACUUGCCACUCUUGAUCUUUUACAGAUGCGAGUAGAAAAAUCUAUUGAUGGUGUUCAAUGGUCUACAGGUGAAGCUUGCAGUGGAUUGGUUGUAGGAAAUUGGAUGGGACAAGCUGCCGUUAUAUUAACUGGUUUACCAAAUGUUGUUCGUGUGUGUGAUCCCUUCUCUCAACAGGCAUUAUAUUCACUUCACAUUUCUUCACAAAUGGAAACAAUUCCAGUUCCACCUCGACAUGGUAUUCAACAUGUGGGACUUCUUAAGGAUAAUCGUACUAUUGUAACCUAUGAAGAGUUUAGAGGUACAACACUUCCACCAUUACUUCGUUUUUGGGUAUAUGAUGCCAGUGUAAAACGACAUGUGGAAUCACAAACUAUUUAUUCUCCUCAUUGCAGUCGUAUAUUGGCAUUACAAACCGAUAAUAUAAAUGGACGUGUUUUUACACUCAGUUCAAAUUCUAUGAAAUGUUGGGGAGAAGCUACGGAAGAUGUAAAUGAUGCCUAUGCUACGGCUACUGAACAGAAGGGAUGGAUUAAUAAAUCCUCAUCUGCUACACCUUCACGUCUUGUUAAUGAUUUAAUUCUUUCUCAUGAUGCUUCACUCUGUUUUAUAUCAGAUGAUAAUGUUCAUAUCUACAGUAUUGCAAAUCUUCGUCCUGGAGAGACAUGGCAUCGUGUACUUACUCUCACACAAUCUACAUGUUUAUCACCACUUCGAGAUCUUCAAUUAUUAAAUGAAUGCCGUACAGUAGUGGCUCGUGAUGAGACACAUGUUUACUUUUGGUCAUUAAACACACCUCAUCAAUCUGCGGUAGUUUGGGAAACGACGAAGCAUACUAUUUCUGCUCUCUGUUCAUAUGGAACUACAUCUGUAUUAAUAGCAACAGAUGAUGGGUCUCUCUCUGAGUUAUGUGGAUCUUCUGAAAAGAUGGGAAAAGAAUUGGGACACGCCUCCAGUGUUACUCCACAUCGUAUUACACUAAUGAAGUCUUUGCCGGGUGCGGAUAAAGAGCGAGUGGCUGUGGUGGAUGAGGCCUCAGGGUUUCGUGUACUUCACAUCUCAUUAACAGCAAGCAAACAACAACAAGAAGAAGAAGAGAAUACGGCAAAGGUAGAGGUUGUGGAUUUUAAUGGAGUGAGUAAAGAUGUGGUAAGUCAGGAAGACGGUGAAAAGUCACUUCAACACUUUUUCCAUGAUGUUUCCCGCAUUGGUAAACGAGGAAACAAACUCAAGAUCAACAACAACAACACUAAUAAUAAUAACAAUGCUGCAGAGAAAGAUGAUGAUUAUCAUAAUAAUAAUGAUGAAGAAGAUGAUGAAGAGGAUGAGGCGUCUUCUCUCAGUAAUGCCGUACGGGCGGCGGCCGCAAAGAAGUGGCUGGCGGGAGUACUCGCAGACUCCGCCUACACCGCCCCACCCAUGAGUUCUGUGCUCUCCUCAUACCUCAAGAAGCGAGCAGGCAUCCCAACACUCUGA